CAGAAGUCCGGUAUGUUAUUCCGGAAAACGCUCGUGAGCAGAAACACAAUUUGUAUUCUCGUUUUGUUUUUGUUGCUUCGCAGAUUGGAGCCUCCAGAGCGGUUUACUCUCCGGGAGUUUAUUACAUGUGACGAGAUCACGCGAUCAGGAAGCAAAGAAGCAGGGCAGCAGAGCUCUGGUUGGAUGGCGUCUCUCCGCGGCGUGGCUCUCCAAGAGCAGAUCUCCAUCAUCCUGGGCGCUCUGACCACCGCCGCCGUGCAGGAGAUCUGUGAGCUGGUGGCGGAGGGAUACCAGGCUCUGCAGACGGAGAUCCAGCGCAAACACAAGGAGAACCAGGACCUGAAGAAGAAGCUGAUCCUCAUCGAGUCCAUCGUGGUGCGGGGGGUGAGAGCGGGGAUCGAACCGGCAACUGAGGGGAGAGCGGGGAUCGAACCGACAACUGAGGACGCACAGCAACCGGAGAAUGACCGGGGACACACAACAGCUGCUGGAGGAGGAGGAGCGGUGCUGAGGGAGGAGCUUCCCGACGUGGUGUUGAUCAAAGACGAAGACUCGGACAGUAACCACAGCUCAGAGGAAGAUGAUAAGACGUCUUCCUCCAGAGAUCUCGUCAGCCGGAGCGUGAAGAGACUCUGGCCCGGAGGCGAGGACGCCGACAGGAAGUCCUCCUCGGAGCCGCCGAAACCAGCGAAGAAGAACUUCCCAGUGUAUUUGGUGGAUUCUCUGGAGGCCGGAGAGUCGCUGGGAUCCUUCUCCUCUCACACGGACCCGAACAGACCCUCGUUCUUCAGCCUGACAGAGUCUCCCUCCAGCAGCCCCAGAACUACACUUCAGAUGACGGACUCUCCUUCCAGCCCCAGAACGCUGCCGCCCUUCCCUCAGUUUCAUCAGAGCGGGAACCUGGAAGACGGCGACGCCUUCGGGCUGAAGAUGGUCAGCGUCAGCGGCUCGUAUUCGAACGAGAGCAGCGGCUCUGCGUUUGAUUACGAGAUGAGGGACCAGUUUAGCGGCGCUGAGGGAGGGAAGCGUCUGUUUUGCCCCGUGUGUUCGAAGACUUACGCCACCUCUCAGAACCUGGAGGUGCACAUGAGGAUCCACACCGGUGAGAGGCCCUUCAGGUGUGCACAUUGCGGGAAGAAGUUCACGCAGUCGGCGCACCUGAAGGCUCACGAGCACGUGCACAGCGGGGAGCGCCCGUACACGUGCACGCUCUGCCCGCGCAGCUUCAUCGUCAAAUACAGCCUGAAGCUGCACAUGGACCGCUACCACGCCUCUGGAGGCGAACAAAAUGUAAUGUUGACAUAAUGUGUAAACAAGAGAAUACGUUUUUACCUACAAAUGUACUUAAGUACAGUAACGGAAGUAUUUGUACUUCACUACUUCCCACCUCUGGUUUUCAAAUGCUUCCUGUUUUCCACCACCAGGAUUCAAGGCUUUUAAUGGCAUGUGUUCAGAGCUACAGUGUAGCUGAGGUCACAGGCUCCUCCAGCAGAGCAACACAAUAACACAGAUACAAUAGUGCAGGUUAAUACAAAUAGAAUAUAAAUAGUGCCAUAAGAGUCUAUAAGUGAUUGGAAUAUGAUAUAUUAGAUAAAUAAUGUGUAAGUUGCAAACAGAUGAAUGUUAUGGAUGUUCUUAAAAAGGUGCAGGUGUUGAACCGCCUCAUGGCCUGAGGGAUGAAACUGACCCUGAGUCUGGAGGUUUUAGACCAGAUGCUGCAGGUGAAUGAUGUGUGUGAUGGAAACCUCUGAAGCAAUGGAGACGAAACUCAGAGAGCUGGAACUUUGAUGGCAAACACUGACGGUUUAUUUGGAGCUUUGGCAAAACAUGAGCUGAGCCACGAGGUGACAUUACAUUACAUGUUAGUCGCUUUUAUCCAAAGCAACUCACAUACUCAAUACUGCGGGCAAUCCCCACAGGAGCACUUUGGGGUGAAGAGUCUCAGGGACACAACGACAUGCUGACUGCAGUGGGGUUUGAACCUGUGACCCCCUGA
Molecule: messenger RNA, 1996 nt
Organism: Gymnodraco acuticeps
Lineage: Eukaryota; Metazoa; Chordata; Actinopteri; Perciformes; Bathydraconidae
Product: zinc finger protein mnm-2-like
Exons: 7
Coding region: 13-1305 (430 amino acids)
Cellular component (GO): nucleus
Source: RefSeq, a predicted model, not a curated record